Lates calcarifer (barramundi perch) is the source of this 4133-nucleotide messenger RNA. Its product is annotated as GTP-binding protein Rhes. Gene Ontology annotation, molecular function: GTP binding; GTPase activity. Bases 338 to 964 code for a protein of 208 amino acids. The record is from RefSeq and is a predicted model, not a curated record. NCBI's taxonomy places the organism in Eukaryota, Metazoa, Chordata, Actinopteri, Centropomidae. The transcript is spliced from 2 exons.
CCAAAACAGGCAUAAAAGGCAGUGAGAAGGAUCACAGACUCAGAGGAGCAACAAGCAACUCUGAGGAGCUUUAACAGAGAACUGCUGCCAGCUUAGGGAAAAAAAAAGACUGACAGGUGGAAAAAAGCGAGGUAAGAAGCUCAAGAAGGAGAUUCAUAAGAAACUUCUGAAGGGGAGAUUUUAAAGAAAAGCUACUUAGAAAGGUAGAAGUAGGUGAAAGAUUUGAGGAGAGUUGAAAUUUGUAGUGUCAGUUUUACAGCAGUUGUAACCACUGAGAAUAAGAGGGUAAACUGAGACAUUUUCUUCAUUAAUUUUUGGCCAAAAAACAAAAGCCAACAUGUCCCUGGAGGUGAAGGAGAAGACCCAGGUGCGUCUGGUGUUUCUGGGGGCAGCAGGAGUGGGGAAGACAGCCCUAAUCCGACGUUUCCUCCAAGACACAUUUGAGCCCAAACACCGACGCACAGUGGAGGAGCUGCACAGUAAGGAGUAUGACAUCGGCGGGGUCAAGGUCACGGUUGAGAUCUUGGACACCAGUGGCAGCUACUCCUUCCCUGCCAUGCGCAAGCUCUCCAUCCAAAACAGCGACGCCUUCGCGCUGGUGUAUGCCGUGGAUGACCCCGAGUCACUGGAGGCCGUCAAGAGCCUACGAGAUGAGAUCCUGGAGAUCAAGGAGGACAAGUACACGCCCAUUGUGGUGGUGGGGAACAAGGUGGAUCGGGAGGAGGAACGCCAGGUGUCCAGCGAGGACGUGCUGUCGACCGUAGAGCUGGACUGGAACAACAGUUAUCUGGAGGCUUCAGCGAAGGAGAACGCCAAUGUGGUUGAGGUGUUCAAGGAGCUCCUGCAGCAGGCAAACCUCCCCAGCCGUCUCAGCCCCGCGCUACGCAGACGCAGGGAGACCUUUCCCAAAGACACUGACUUCCGGCCGCCCAUGAACAAGACCAACAGUUGUAUUCUGUCAUAACAGGAGAGCAAUAGGAGGAGAAAUGUUCUGUUUUAAGUAAAGGGACAAGGUGAGAAGAUGUAGUUGUGAAAUGCAGUGCUGAUGGACAGAGAAAAAGAGAGAGAAGUCUGGACUUCAGUCAGUGUUGGUGUAAAGAGCUGCCUGAUUUUGAUAAGCAAUCUGGACAAAGACACUUCUGGGCUCAAAACUGAGAGGAAAAAAGACUGAGGAGCAGAAUGGUGUUAAGACUAAACUGAAACAGACUGCCACCUGAAUAAUUAUGAACCCAAGUUAAAUGGAGAGAAGGAAGAUACAUUAAUUAGUUGUUUACUUGAUGUAAUGUUGUUGCUGCUUAUUUGGUGACAUGCUGCUGGUGUGUAGAUCAAUGUAUAGCUUUUGAGUUUUCAAUUAAAAUGUUCACUUACAUCAGUGUAUUUGGACUAUUGCUAACAGACUGUUUACUGAGGGAAAUUGUGUAUAUAUGUUGUGGUUUGUGCAAAACUUGUAUCUCUUAUUUUUCAUUUACUAAUUCACCUGUAGCACAUCAUAAUGUUUACAAUUUUUUGUAUUAAAUUCCAAUUUGCCAUUGAGCAUGACAUAACUCUAUUGUUUAGAAAAUGGUGAAAUGCUAAUGUAAACUGUAAAUGCACUUCUCAUUUUGAAAUUACCAUUCAAAAUGACAUUUUUAGGUUUUUUGUUGGAUGUUUUUAUAUUAUUAUAUCUUUUUUUAUCAUUACAUAUUCACACAAUUGUUAUUAUUUUGCUGUUUAUUUAAGUGGAAUGUGGAUCUACAUGUGUAAUAAAAGACAACAAGUGAAAUUUCUUGUGCAAUUGUUCAUGUAUAAAUCACAGGUUCACUUUAAGGUAAAUUAAAUAAAGGGGGUAAAAAUUGAUAAAUUAAUCAUUAAUUACAUAUAAAUUUAAGUAACUCCUCAGGAAAUUGUGUCAGGGCAGCAAUUAUUGGCAAUAUAUAGAGAUAAAUAAAUACAUCAUAGAUUUGAUACAUCAAGGACAUGGAGAACGUUGCAAAAGACAAUUUUAAAGUUAUAUAGUGCUGUAUUGUAGGAUUGGUGAAAUUUUUUAUCAUUAUUUGACAAAUUUAAUUUAUGUUUGAGGCUGCAAUGGUUGUGAUCCUUGUUGACCAAAAACAGAAUUGUGAAGUUUCACAAUACAUUUGAGAGCUGCCCUCUGAUAGACUUAUGCGGAACGGAAACAAUCUGAUGUCCUUUAAGGUAGAAAUAAUGAUCUAAUCCAACAAUAUCAAUCAACAAGAAGCUAAAACUCUGAUUAUGAAAAAUUAAACAGUACUUAUAGUAUGCACAUAUUACCAGAGCGUACUGAUUUUUUUUUUUUUUUUAGGCGGGGUCACACCAGCAUUUUCACUGUCUGCUUCCACAAACUGCUCCAUUCCAUUAAUGGAAUCUGAAAAUGUGGCAUCAAAAAGUCUUCACUGUGUCGUUCUUGUUUCUGUUGGUCAUUCAAUUUACUGUAAUAAGUGACUAAGAUGAGUAUAAAUUGGUUUGUACAGUGAAGUGAAACUGAAAAAGUGAAAAUUAAAUACAAGAGGUUGAGCUCUAGAUUUUUCAACUGUCUGCAUCCAAUAGUAUUUUAAGAUCUCUGUCGCCAUCUGUUGGUGCAAAGCACACAAGCCGUGCACCAACACUAAUGACCGCUCAGUAUGUAAUCCUUGUGUCUGUUGUGGUACCUCCAAUGACACUUCAACCUAAAAACUUUCUCAAAAAAGAGAUCCAGUAUGUUUGACUCAUGUUCAUGUGGACAUUUUAGGUUUUCAAGAAAGUGCUUUUGAGCACAUUUUAUAUUCCAGUGAGCAGACAGACUUCAUUGUAUUGGGUUCCUAUUCAUUUUCUUACGUGCUGAGGAAAUGGGUACUGCUACUAUGGGAUACUGCUCGUCAAAUCAGUCAGGACUGAUUGGACUGACUGGCAUUAUGUAUGCAAACUCUUCAUGAGGUCUGUUAUGUAUUACAGAUUUCUCUUCUGAACCAUUACAUAUACACGCAUGCAUUGCAUGUCUCUGGAUAACGAUUCCAACUUAAGAUGAAAGCAAGUGUGACAUCCCAAUUAAAGAGGCAGUGUAAACACUGCUGACUGACUGCACGCCUGAAGACACAGCUGUCAGAGUUAAGCAAACUGAACUUGCCCUUGAGCAUCAUCACAACAUUUGACUACUUAGCAGUUCAGCAGUGCUUCUGUUUAACCGGCUGACAAAAUUGAUCAUUGUGCAGUUCCUGAAACGAUUGUGCACGGUUCCCCUAUAUGCAACCUGCCAAGCGGAGACCGUUGUGGUGCUCAGGUCCAACUGCCCCCCCCCCCCCCCAACUCCACUCUAUCAGAUUAGACUGAACCAAGUUUCCUGUUUUAAUUUGAGGAAGUGGCCGAGUAAACGUUUUUGCGGGCAGUUCCUCUUUCAGUCCACAUUUAAACAUUCUUCCGCACUCGACUGUUGUUCAUUUGCAAAGGGACGGAGGCCUCGCAGCUUCACUGUCACGCAGGUGUGUGGAUAUGGCAUCUCGGAACACAGAGUUCUACUUUAAGUUAGGAAUGUAAACGUAUGUGUGUGUUGCCUCAGUCAUCCACAGCGAUGUUGCGGAACAGAUAGGCCAUGGACUCUCCGUUGUGGAUGCGCCGGAUGGCCUCAGCCAGGAUCAUACUGACAUCCACGGUUUUGAUUUUUGGACACUGCAGCUUCUGUACCUCAUGAGGAACAGUGUUGGUCACCACAACCUGGAAGUGCAACACAACAUUGUUAGCCUCAGUUUCAGGACUUUUCUUCCCUUUGUCUAGCCUCUCAGUCAGCCCUACAACUUCCUCUCAAUAUAAAAUGUAAAAAGUCUAAUACCCAGCUAUGGGGCUUCUUUUGAACUCCACUUUCCAUAAUUUUAUACAUCUGUAACCCUAAACAUUAGCAUUUGAUCGGUGGAGCUGAGUAAGGUGGAAGAUAACCUAGAAAUAACUGAUGCAGGACAAAUGCUGUAUGGAAAUAAUGUUAUCACAUUAUACCUCAAGUAUGCUACCUUAAAGGUUUAAUAUGUAAAAGCCUUACUCUGACAAGGUUCAUAAUAAAAGAACAGACAAAUGUUGAUGCAUAUGCACACAGGAUGUCACACUGUUUCAGUUUACGUGUGUGCCUAAUCAGAAAAAAACACUAAUAAAACAUGUUGUUUCUGGUG